AUGGAACCGACGACCAUCAUACAGACCACAGACGCGCCUUUAGCCGCCACGAUCACAGGAACCAUAGGGACCACAACUUUGAACCACAGGAUCAAAGCGACGAGCUGUGACAACGACAUUCUUGACAAAACUGCCAUUACAAAUCAAAAACGAACCGACACAGACGAAUUUGUACCUCAGAUCCGAUGGCCCGACACUAUCGUACAACUAUUUUUACACUUAGGGUUAGUCUACGGGCUGUUUCUCUGUUUAGUCUCAGCGAAGUUUUAUACCACUCUAUUUGCAUUCCUGACGAUAUACAUAACGGGUUUUGGCAUAACAGCGGGAGCUCACAGGCUGUGGUCACAUCGAGCUUAUAAGGCAAAAUGGCCGCUUAGGUUACUUCUAGUCAUUUUAUUUACUGUCACAGGUCAGAGGCAUGUGUACGCAUGGGCAUUAGACCACAGGGUCCACCACAAAUACAGCGAAUCCGAGGCAGAUCCACACAACGCGAAGCGGGGGUUCUUCUUCUCUCACGUUGGCUGGCUGAUACUCACCCCCCACCCCAAAGUGGUGGAAAAGAGGAAAGUCGUCGACAUGAGCGAUCUCGAAGCUGAUCCUAUCGUUAUGUGGCAAAAAAGGUUAUACCCUCCGCUAUUCGCUAUCUUCAACAUCAUCCUCCCAGUGGGAAUACCAGUCUACUAUUGGAACGAGACCCUGUGGAACUCAUUCUGGAUAAACUUUGUCGCCAGAUUUACGAUAACGCUGAACAUUGCGUUCUUCGUUAAUAGCAUCGCUCACAUGUGGGGUCAGAAACCAUAUGACAGAAACAUCAGCCCAGUAGAAAACUUGGCCGUUUCGCUCGCUGCCUUAGGCGAGGGUUGGCACAACUACCAUCACGUGUUCCCGUGGGACUACAAAACAGGGGAACUCGGCAACGCUUACAACCCUUCUACAACCUUCAUAGACUUUUUCGCAAAACUAGGAUGGGCGUAUGACCUGAAGAGCGUUUCUAAGGGGAUGAUUGCCAGGAGAGCGAAAAAAUGCGGCGACGGGAGCCAUCCUCAGAUUUGGGGAUAUGGUGACAGUGACAUUGACAAAGAAGAUAAAGAGGAACUGGAAAAGAUGGCGGCCGAAGAGAAAGCAGCCAUGUUUUAGAUUACGACGAUGAGCAGUAUUAAUGCGUAGAUGUAUAUGAGUUGUUGCGAUCAAGUUAUGUAUGUUUUCUAUUGUAUUGAGUAAAGAGUAUCUAUGUAGAAUA
Messenger RNA from Acanthoscelides obtectus, 1240 nucleotides. Lineage: Eukaryota; Metazoa; Arthropoda; Insecta; Coleoptera; Chrysomelidae. The record is from the annotation of a GenBank genome assembly.